Drosophila sechellia is the source of this 441-nucleotide messenger RNA. RefSeq names its product PI-actitoxin-Avd5a. The coding region runs from base 60 to 263 and encodes 67 amino acids. Lineage: Eukaryota; Metazoa; Arthropoda; Insecta; Diptera; Drosophilidae. The record is from RefSeq and is a predicted model, not a curated record. Gene Ontology annotation, molecular function: protein binding. The transcript has a single exon.
UUUGUGUGUUGAUUGGCUGAGAGCCACAAUCGUAUCGGAUCACUCCAGAAACUUAAACCAUGAAUAGCCCAAUUUUCAUUACUCUGUGCCUCCUGGCAUUUGUGGUCCUAACUGAAGCCCAAGUCACAAGACCCCUUUGCCCGUGUCACAGAAUUUAUUUACCUGUCUGCGGAUCGGACCACGUCACCUACAGCAACAUAUGUGAACUCAGAUGCGCGGCGAAAGUUAUGAUGAUUAAAGUGGUCAAGAAAGGAAGAUGCUAGUAUCAGAUAAUAAAUGUAGAUACAAAACAAUUUCAAAAAUGUCAUCAUCUUAAGUCUUAAGUGAAAAAUAUUAAAUAUAAAAUACAAUAAAAAUAAAUAUUAUUUGGAGUGAAACGAUAGAAAGUCAAAGCCGGUACCCCGAAUAAAUCAAUGUCAUAAAACGUGAAAUUAAAAUGUA